Molecule: messenger RNA, 408 nt
Organism: Dibothriocephalus latus
Lineage: Eukaryota; Metazoa; Platyhelminthes; Cestoda; Diphyllobothriidea; Diphyllobothriidae
Source: the annotation of a GenBank genome assembly
GUUUCCCGUGAAACCACGGCUUUGGCAGUUGUCUGUGAAUGCAACCACUUCACCACCUUUGGAGCUAUACUGGAACCCAUUUUCCCGGUCAGCUUUACCGAGGCUUAUUCGAUCACCACAGAAAAGCCGGCUAGUGACAGAUCGGGAUUUUUGUCUGUGACAGGACUUCUCUUUUUCACCUUUCUCUGCGCCUGCAUCAGUUACCGCUUUCUGGUUUGGAUGAAUGCGGACAAGCAGGUAAGACUGGCUCUCCAUGGAAAUGCAAAACACGUCUACCGUGGAGCUGCACCUGCCGAAGAAAACGAUGUAAAUUAUCGCGACCACGGCUCCGGCAUUGAUGAGCCAUGUGUCUUUGGAUUGUGUCAGGAUUCACAAGCGAGAGACCAUGUCGCUGGUCCCUACCAUUGA